Molecule: messenger RNA, 2876 nt
Organism: Yamadazyma tenuis ATCC 10573
Lineage: Eukaryota; Fungi; Ascomycota; Pichiomycetes; Serinales; Debaryomycetaceae
Product: tyrosine/serine/threonine protein phosphatase
Biological process (GO): protein dephosphorylation; nuclear DNA replication
Molecular function (GO): protein tyrosine/serine/threonine phosphatase activity
Source: RefSeq, a predicted model, not a curated record
AUGUUUAUACGAAACAGUAAGAGGUCAUCUUCCACUUCAAAUGACUCAUUGUAUGAGCGCGAUAGGUUUCGGGCAAGAUUACACAAUUUCAAUGUGACUGUCGAGGAGCCUGAUCAGUGUGAGGUGUGUGAUACCAUUGGCAGUAAAACUGCCCGAUUGAACGUACGAAAACAUGACCAGGAAGAAGAGGAAUUUACUACCAGUUUGUUGUCACCGUUGGAUAUGAAUUCGGCCUUCUACAAAACCUUAGAUCUGGUCUGCUACGAAAAAUUUCCAGAGAACAUGAAGAUUAUGUCCUUGAAAAUUGGAAGUGUGGAGCCAGUAUUUAACUGGUAUUUCAACAAACCCCUUCCUAAUACUCGUCAAAUGUUCCCAUGGCUUCACGGAUUACAUCCAAAGAAUUUCUCCCAAAGGCGGUACUUCAUUAAGCAGGAGAAGAAAUACAGUGAAGAAUCAGUCGAUGAGGAACUUCUAUGUUCCAAACCCUAUUCUAGGUUCUUAAUGACCGUCAAUGCAAGCAUACGAGACCAUGAAGGUCCUAUAUUGAAAAACAACACUUUGGUCAACGAGGUGCUAUGUCCAAUAGACAUAUCAAGAGAUGAAGUUUGCGAAUUAGUUAAGAUCAUGGUAUUGAAGGUAUUUCCAAAUGAGGAAUCCAUAGACACAAUUUUAGAGGUAUUCUUGAGAGAUAUAUUUGAACUUAAUUAUUUACCGAUGUUCUUAGAUUUAGACCCUCUAGAACGAGGUGUGUCUCUAAGAAACUACCAUAUCCAAGUGGCUAAGCUGGCAAUUUGCUCGGACUUCAUCAUUUAUUGUUUUGAUGAGAAGAAUUUGCAAACAUGUCAUAGCUUGGCAAGGUUAUUCUGGUUAGCUCAGAGAUUCGAGGAAGCAAACAACCUGGACAUAGAUGGUGAACUGAGACCUGUUUACAACACUUUUGUAUUAACAGAUUUUGAUGAUAUUGGGCUUGCGACAAAGAUCCAAUCUGUUACUUUGAAGAACAAGUUCCCAAGCAAGAAUUUUGACCUUAAUGAAAUGGUUAAGUUGAGUUUGAAAUUUUUACAGAAUUGGGAUACCGAGUACAUUAUCAAGGAGAAGAUAGAAACCAUCAAGAUGUCUUCUGCUUCAAGAUUGAACGGGUGCUUGUAUUCGGGUAACUCAUGGGAUUAUCAAAACUUCUUAAACUUCAUUUACUCAGGUAAAAAAGAGUACUUGGCAAACAAGAAACUUGUUGACAUAAAAAACUUGUAUUGUAACCCAUUGAAUUCGAUAACCACAUCUAAUAUCAAUUCAGAGAACUUGAUUGAAACCAUUUUGCCAUUGCCAAAUUUGAAUUACAAAAUGUUCAUUAACUGUUUCAAUGAGGCCAACUUCCCAGAUAAACCUAAUCUUGAAAGCUUGCUAUCAUUGUUCAGUAAGUCAGAAGAUUCUUCUUGUAAUGAUGUCGGCGACUAUUUCUGUUUGACAUUUCCUUCGUCAGGUUCCAUCGGUCUCGGGGAUAUUACGCAGGACAACAUCAUUUCCAUCUUGAAUACUUGUAAGUUGCUUUACUUGAUAAGUUGUGUGAAAAAUUUGGACUCCCUCAUUUAUUGUUCUGAUGGAUAUACCGAACUGUCACUUCUCAUUUUGAUUUACACCAUUUAUUCCACAAAUACUUCAUUAAAUCGUGCAAUAAUCACCUUGCAUUUGAAAUAUGGUCGUCCAUUUUACAUUUUCAACACGGAUGUUCAAAUUUUACUGAAGUUAGAACCAAUACUAAGGAAAUAUUCACCGGUCGCAAAUGAUGAUGUUGAUUGGGAGGAUUUUGAAGAGAUUCCCAGUAAAGAGGUGAACCAGUUAUUGUUGAGUCCUAGAACAUUAAUGGAAGACUUUAGGAAGGGAAUAAUCGAGUCUUCAGAUUUGAUCAAUGAUGAUGAAUUCUCCUCUUCUUCGUCAAGUUCUUCGUCCGGGGAUGAAUCUUUUAUUCCUUAUGAGACUGAUUGGUGUAAGGAAGUGGAAGGGUCUCUUCCUUCAAGAAUUUUACCAUACCUUUAUUUGGGCUCGUUGAAACAUGCUAGUUGUCUUCCAUUAUUAAAAGAACUCGGAAUCAAAAAAGUGAUCUCGGUAGGUGAACCUUUGUCGUGGCUUAAUGGAUCUAAAUUCCAAAGAGAUAAUGACAUAAUUAUUGAUGAGCUAAACAAUGGUGACAUCGAGUUGUACAACAUUGUCCCCAAUGAUAAGACAAAGGCUCACUCACCAGUCGACCAGGUCAUGAAGGUCAAUAACCUUCAAGAUGAUGGAAUUGCUCAACUUGAGUCUUCAUUGCCAGUGAUUCUUGACUAUAUCGAAGAGCAAUAUCAAAUAUCUCAUGGUCAGACCAAGAUAUUGGUGCACUGCCGUGUAGGGGUAUCAAGGUCAGCUACAGUGGUAAUUGCUGAAGUCAUGAGAAGACUCAAAAUCAAUUUACCAAAGGCUUAUCUUUAUGUGAGAGUUAGAAGAUUGAAUAUCAUUAUUCAACCAAAUUUAAAGUUCAUGUAUGAAUUGUUCAAAUGGGAAGAACUACAUAAGCAAGAACACGAUGAUUGUCUCCGUGAAAUCGAUUGGUUUGCCAUGUGUCGAGAAAUUACCUCAUUGAAUACCCCGUACCUAACAAACUAAUUGACCACUCUGACAUCCCGUCCCGUUCCUUUCCCGAUUGGUGAUAGCAUAAAAGUUCACAUUUAGUUCUAUUUUGCCACAUCUUGCACACCUUAUAGAGAGAUGUGGAGAACCAUUAUUUGGUCAUGUUAUUGGUACACUUGAUGGACACUACAUUAAUUGUUUUGUAGCCACCCAAAAGUUAUACCGUGUAUAUUUUCGUAGGUUUGUAUUAUAUCAAAACAUUUUUAUCAGUUUUU